Microbotryum saponariae is the source of this 1688-nucleotide messenger RNA. The record is from the annotation of a GenBank genome assembly. NCBI's taxonomy places the organism in Eukaryota, Fungi, Basidiomycota, Microbotryomycetes, Microbotryales, Microbotryaceae.
AUGCUUCGUUGCGCUGGUGCUCGCUCGAUCGCCCUCCUGUUGGUCGGGUUAGCGACUAAAUCCGUCCUCGGCGCUGUCACGCCAACCGCGCCGGGCCCCGGCGUAACCUUUGACGUGGGUGGACAAUGCUCAUUCACGUGGACCGCCGAUACCACAAACGUGAGUGCUUUGCGUCUUUUGGUCUGGAGUGGGAUUGAAAGUGGUGCUCGCGAACUUAAUCUUUCGUCGAAGCCACUCGAGUGCACUGGGGUCGCUUCCACGGCCGAUUCCGUCUUGUCCGUCGGGCGACGCCCUCGCGAGUGAGACGGCCAACAAAAGGAGGCGCGGUAGGCGGACCCCGACCACCUGCUGUCGAGCGAAGCAACCGCUAUGACGUCCUCAGAGCAUAAACUUUCUUCGGGAGCAUAUCAUGACGCCUCAUGUGGUUGGGGGCCUCCCCAAGGGUCGUGUAAUCACUCGAUUGGGACCGACUGCGAGGGGCAGCCCUGGCCACGCGCGUCCUUCAACGAACGAAAUGUCGCCAGACCAAACGCCCGACACGCCAAGAGACUCUUCGGCUGACCUCAAGGCUCUUCCCUUCCCCCAUCCCUUGCGCGGCGCAGACAUGGACCUCGUUCGAUGUUGAUCUCAUGUCGGGCUCGAACCAAGCCAUGUCGGUCGUGACUCGUGUCACAAGUGGUCUGGAUGGCACCAAGUCCGGCACCGCGACCUUCACCUGCCCCGACGUGACGCCCAACAGCGCGAUCUACUUUUUCCAAUUCACCAUGAGCGAUGCCGACCCGCAGUGGACGACGAGGUUCACCAUUGCAUCCUCCACAGGUGCGACUACCACACCCGCACACUCGACCCAAAGUGAUGGAUCUGCGAUCCCUUGGGGCGUCGGAACCUUGGCCGGCGGAGCCGCAGCCAACUCUUCCUUAACCGCGACCCGACGAACAUCGUCCACUAGGACGCUUUCCAGUUCGACUGUGUCUAGCACUACGACAACAGUGACGACGACCGUGCCCGCCUCACCGACCACGACGGCCGUUUCCGGCACCAUCACGACUUCUUCCAGCACUCCUGACAGCACUUCUGACACGGCUUUGCCUUCCUCUUCCUAUUCCUCGUCGUCGUCCUCCGCGAGUACGAGCGCGAGCGCCACCGCCACCGCCGCUGCCGCUACAGGAGGUGCCUUCUUCUCGACUUGGCCCAUGGGAGGCAAGAUUGGUUUCUUCGUCGGUAUCGGCGUCGCGGGCUUGAUCGUCGUCGCUCUACUUAUCUGGCUCGGCAUCCAUCUGUGCCGACGCCGCGAGGACGACGGUCCCGAGAACUUUGUCAACGAAUGGGACACCGUCGAUCAAGACCCUUACUACGCGAACCAGAACCAAUCGACCGUGCACGCUGGAGCCGCCGCCGCUCAUGACGAAGAUGCGGGGUACGCGUCGGAAAAGGUCUACGGUCGAUCCCAGGUCGACGACCUUUACGCCGCGACGUCGCGCAUUCCCGGGGGUGGCCACGAGGCGUACCCAUUGGUCUCGAGAGGCGGCGAGGCGGCGUACAACCACUCCACCGCUGACUUUGCCGCUUACCCGCACAACGACUACCCUCAACGCGCCGUCUCUCCAUCGAACUAUGGCGGUGCUGCCGACGAGUCUUUCCCCCACGGCUACCAAGAUACCACGAACCAGCCGCAGCAUCGUUGGUGA